GCGGAAUGCAGAGAACUCGGGUUCUCCACGGAGCUUGGGAACUCUCGGCUGGGGGAACCCACAUCGCUAGGGCCCUGUUUCCGCGGCUCAGCCGGCGCUCAGCCCACCGGAAAUGGCGGAGCCGGAGCUCUUUGUGCGAAGCGAGUUGAAUCACCCUGGCGACGGGAGGGGCGCGGAGCAACGCCCUUUCCGCCGGAAGUGGGUUUCAAAGUCUCCACGUGCUGUCCCUCCCCCUCCCGGCCUGGUAGCGGCGGCUCCGCUGCUGCCAUGGAGCCGGCCGGCCUGGAGCAGAUCCUGCGGGAGCUGCUGCUGCCAGACACCGAGCGCAUCCGCCAGGCCACCGAGCAGCUCCAGACCGCUCUUCGGGACCCCGCCGCCCUGCCCGCGCUCUGCGAUCUGCUGGCUUCGGCGCCCGACCCUCAGAUCCGCCAGUUCGCGGCCGUUCUGACCCGCAGACGACUGAACACCCGCUGGCGACGGCUGGCGGCGGAGCAUCGGGAGAGCCUCAAGUCCCUGGUCCUGGUGGCCCUCCAGAGAGAGACAGAGCAUUCUGUGUGCCUUAGCCUGGCCCAGCUCUCAGCCACCAUUUUUCGAAAGGAAGGCCUGGAAGCCUGGCCUCAGCUCAUGCAGCUUCUUCAGCACAGUACCCACAGCCCCCACAUCCCGGAGAGAGAGAUGGGGCUUUUGCUGCUAAGUGUGGUAGUGACCUCCCGGCCUGAAGCCUUCCGACGCCACCACCGGGAGCUUCUUCGGCUUCUGAAUGAGACCCUGGGUGAGGUGGGCUCUCCCGGGCUCCUCUUCUACUCCCUGCGCACUCUGACCACCAUGGCCCCUUACCUCGGCACUGAUGACGUGCCUCUUGCACGGAUGUUGGUGCCCAAGCUCAUCGUGGCUGUGCAGGCUCUGAUCCCUGUAGAUGAGGCAAAGACCUGUGAGGCCCUGGAGGCCCUGGAUGAAUUGCUGGAGUCAGAGAUGCCCAUCGUCACCUCCCACCUCUCAGAGGUCCUCACCUUCUGCCUGGAGGUGGCUAGAAAUGUGGCCCUGGGCGAUGCAAUACGUGUGCGAAUUCUCUGCUGCCUCACUUUCUUGGUCAAAGUCAGGAGCAAGGCCUUACUGAAGAAUCGUCUUCUGCCAUCCUUGCUGCACACCCUUUUCCCCAUCAUGGCUGCCGAGCCCCCGCUAGGCCAGCUGGAUCCUGAGGACCAGGAUUCGGAUGAGGAAGAGCUGGAGAUUGGCCUGGUUGGGGAGACUCCCAAGCACUUUGCUGUACAGGUUGUGGACAUGUUGGCGCUACAUUUGCCCCCCGAGAAGCUCUGUUCCCUGCUGAUGCCCAUGCUGGAAGAGGCCUUGCGGAACGAGAACCCCUACCAGCGCAAGGCUGGGCUCCUGGUGCUGGCUGUGCUGUCUGACGGAGCUGGCGACCACAUCAGGCAAAGACUGCUGCCGCCACUGCUGCAGAUCGUGUGCAAGGGCCUGGAGGACCCAUCACAAGUUGUACGCAAUGCUGCGCUGUUUGCCCUGGGCCAGUUCUCAGAGAACCUACAGCCCCACAUCAGCAGCUAUUCAGGGGAGGUGAUGCCACUGCUCCUCGCCUACCUGAAGUCAGUGCCUCCCAGGCAAACACAGCACCUAGCCAAGGCCUGCUAUGCCCUGGAGAAUUUCGUGGAGAACCUAGGGCCUAAAGUGCACCCCUACCUUCCGGAGCUUAUGGAGUGCAUGCUGCAGCCUCUGAGGAGCCCCAGCAGCCCCCGGGCCAAGGAGCUGGCUGUGAGCGCCUUGGGGGCCAUUGCCACGGCUGCCCAGGCCUCCCUGCUGCCCUACUUCUCCACCAUCAUGGAGCACCUGCGGGAAUUCCUGCUGACAAGCCAUGAGGACCUCCAGCCUGUGCGGAUCCAGAGCCUGGAGACACUGGGGGUGCUGGCACGAGCAGUGGGGGAGCCCAUGAGGCCCCUGGCUGAGGAGUGCUGCCUGCUGGGGCUGAGCCUGUGCGACCAGGUAGACGACCCUGACUUGCGGCGCUGCACGUACAGCCUGUUUGCAGCCUUGUCAGGGCUGAUGGGUGAGGGCCUGGCACCCCACCUGCCACAGAUCACCACGCUCAUGCUGUUGUCGCUGCGUUCCACCGAGGGCAUUGUGCCUCAGUAUGACGGAAGCAGCUCCUUCCUUCUGUUUGAUGACGAGAGUGAUGGGGAGGAAGAGGAGGAGCUCAUGGACGAGGAUGAGGAAGAGGAGGAAAACUCAGAGAUCUCAGGGUACAGUGUGGAGAACGCCUUCUUCGAUGAGAAGGAAGACACCUGUGCUGCCCUGGGGGAGAUCUCUGUGAACACCAGUGUGGCCUUCCUCCCCUACAUGGAGAGCGUCUUUGAAGAAGUAUUCAAACUGCUGGAGUGCCCUCACCUGAAUGUGCGGAAGGCAGCCCAUGAGGCCCUGGGUCAGUUCUGCUGUGCGCUGCACAAGGCCUGUCAAAGCUGCCCCUCAGAACCCAACACUGCUGCUCUGCAGGCUGCCUUGGCCCGGGUGGUACCGUGCUAUGUGCAGGCAGUGAACAAGGACCGGGAGCGCCAGGUGGUGAUGGCUGUGCUGGAGGCCCUGACGGGGGUGCUGCGCAGCUGUGGGCCCCUCACACUACAGCCCCCUGGGCGCCUUGCUGAGCUCUGCAGCGUGCUCAAGGCUGUGCUGCAGAGGAAGACAGCCUGUCAGGACACUGACGAGGAGGAGGAGGAGGAGGACCAGCCCGUUCUGGCCCCACAGGCUGAAUACGCCGCCAUGUUGCUUGAGCAUGCUGGCGAGGCCAUCCCUGCCCUGGCAGCCGCGGCUGGGGGAGACACCUUCGCCCCCUUCUUUGCUGGCUUCUUGCCGUUAUUGCUAUGUAAGACGAAACAAGGCUGCACAGUGGCAGAGAAGUCCUUUGCAGUGGGGACGCUGGCAGAGUCCAUUCAGGGCCUAGGCACUGCCUCAGCCCAGUUUGUGUCCCGGCUACUCCCCGUGCUGUUGAGCACCGCCCGGGAGGCAGACCCUGAGGUGCGGAGCAAUGCCAUCUUUGGGCUGGGUGUGUUGGCAGAGCAUGGGGGCCGCCCUGCCCAGGAGUAUCCUUGGCUUGCCAGACACUUCCCCAAGCUGCUGGGGCUCCUGUUGCCCCUCCUGGCCCGGGAGCGCCAUGAUCGUGUCCAUGACAACAUCUGUGGGGCACUUGCCCGCCUGCUCAUGGCCAGUCCCACAAGGAAACCCGAGCCCCAGGUGCUGGCUGCGCUUCUGCAUGCCCUGCCACUGAAGGAGGACUUGGAGGAGUGGGUCACCAUAGGGCACCUCUUCAGCUUCCUGUACCAGAGCAGCCCUGACCAGGUGGUAGAUGUGGCUCCUGAACUUCUGCGCAUCUGCAGCCUCAAUCUGGCUGACAACAAGAUCCCACCAGACACCAAGGCUGCACUGCUGCUGCUCCUGACGUUUUUGGCCAAACAGCACGCUGACAGCUUCCAUUCGGCACUGGGCUCACUGCCUGGUGACAAGGCUCAGGAGCUCCAGGCCGUCCUGGGCCUCACCUAGACUGGGGGCUGCAGCCGGGCCAGAGAGAACAGAGCCCACCCAGGCCCCAAGACCACCUCUCAGCCCAGUUCCAACUUACACCUUACCAAAGAUUCUGACCUCAUACCCACUUGGAGUCUCAGCCCUGUUUGCUGCCUUAUGGGGGCGUCUCUGGGACUGGAUCUGUUAUGCUGUGGGACAAUCCAAAUGGAGCUGUGACAUCACUCUGUAAUAAAGGUAGUUCAUGUUCUGUA
This is a messenger RNA of Equus quagga, 3776 nucleotides long. It is a transcript of the gene IPO4, whose product is annotated as importin 4. NCBI's taxonomy places the organism in Eukaryota, Metazoa, Chordata, Mammalia, Perissodactyla, Equidae. Gene Ontology annotation, cellular component: cytoplasm; nucleus. The transcript is spliced from 30 exons. Bases 268 to 3543 code for a protein of 1091 amino acids. Gene Ontology annotation, molecular function: small GTPase binding; nuclear import signal receptor activity. The record is from RefSeq and is a predicted model, not a curated record. Gene Ontology annotation, biological process: protein import into nucleus.